Stegastes partitus (bicolor damselfish) is the source of this 753-nucleotide messenger RNA. The record is from RefSeq and is a predicted model, not a curated record. NCBI's taxonomy places the organism in Eukaryota, Metazoa, Chordata, Actinopteri, Pomacentridae.
AUGCAGAAAUGGCAAAGCUGCAGUAUAAACUUCAGUCAGGCUUGGAACGAUGCAGAGCGAAACGUUCAAGAGCCUGCACACCAGUACAUGGAGAAACAUCAUUUAACAGCUUUAUACAUGUACACAAAUUGGCUGCAACCUGUCAACCACAACGUCAGCUCUGCAAAACAAAAGAAGGCAUCUGAAUCCUGCCCGCUUUAUCUUUUACUAAGUGAAGCCAUUCAAAUCCUGAAACACAGUCAAGUGACGUGUCUCAGCACAAAGUACAGAACAGACACUCUUGAACAUCACCUGAACAGCUCCAACGAGCAGGUUCGUUUCAGCACCUUCAUAUUAGGUUCUGAUGAGGAGAACUUUACGGGGAACGUUUCAUGUUUCGAAGUACACUCGUGUUUUGGUGCCAAUGUGACACGUUACUCUGCCUUGAAGCUAAAUAACCAGGUGCUCAUUCCUUCCUAUGAGGUCUUUAAAGUCACUGACAUCCAGACAGAAACGAAGGGAUGUAAAGUCCUGUACAGACUCAGGAGCAACCUCAACUGUGUUUAUGACAGAGAGAGCGAUGUGCUGCAUCCCAUAUCUGUGACACCAAUGGAGGGGUUUUGGAUCACAUUAACCAUUGCUUGUGUUAUUACUGUUUCAGUUCUGUUACUCCUAGUUAUUGUGAAGGUUUGCCGACAGACGACUGCUUUGCCUUACAGUGUUUCAUCUGUGCAUAGCAGCACAGCAAUCGCACUGAGACCUGUGUUGGGCUGA